Molecule: messenger RNA, 1979 nt
Organism: Erpetoichthys calabaricus (reedfish)
Lineage: Eukaryota; Metazoa; Chordata; Cladistia; Polypteriformes; Polypteridae
Gene: psenen
Product: presenilin enhancer, gamma-secretase subunit
Exons: 4
Coding region: 196-501 (101 amino acids)
Biological process (GO): Notch receptor processing
Cellular component (GO): gamma-secretase complex
Source: RefSeq, a predicted model, not a curated record
ACGGAACUACCGGCAGGCGUAUUUAGUUUUCGAGCGGAACUAAAUGGUAGAAUUGUGCUGAAAGUAACGUAUAUCUCUUUCUAAAAGUAAAAGAAGACAGAAAAAAAAAUCUUCGUUAUUUGGGACAGCUAUUUUGCUUAAAUAAGAGGCUGUUGUUUUCUUGUGUUGUCUAUAAUUCUGACCUUUGUGGGAGAGAUGAAUCUAGAGAGAGUUCCAAAUGAAGAGAAGCUGAACCUCUGCAGGAAAUACUAUUUGGGUGGAUUUGCAUUGCUUCCCUUCCUGUGGCUUGUUAACGUGGUUUGGUUCUUCAAGGAAGCUUUCAUGAAACCAGCUUACACAGAACAGGCACUGAUCAAAUCAUAUGUAAAGAAGUCUAUGCUUGGUGUUCUGUUUUGGGUGGCAAUACUAACUGCAUGGAUCACAACAUUCCAGCACUUCAGAGCACAAUGGGGUGAGGUGGCCGACUAUUUGUCUUUCACCAUCCCUCUUGGAAUUCCCUGAGUGCCACUCCUUGAGACCACGUAAUUGAGGAGAUUCAUGGCAGCCUUUUCAGCAGUAGCCUCAGCCUUCUUUAGGCCACCCAAUACCCACAUUUCAGUGCCAGAAUAAAACCGUGACAGGCAGUUUCCAGUUAAGGGGCUACUUCUUUAGUCAAAAUUGGAAUUCUCCUUCAAGUACUCCUUAAGGAAUUAUUUGCAUCAAAUUGUGUUCAGAAGAUAAAUGAAAAUCAAAUUGAUCAUUACUUUUUAGUUAGAUUAAUAAUCUGUAUUUCAGUAUAUUUUUGUUGUGCUGUUGGUGUAGCCUGCUGUGUAAAGUAAUCAUUGCUUUAAUACGUGUAUUUUUUUUUUUUUUUGGGACUUUCAUUUUUAGCAAUUUUGAAAAAUACAAUUCAAUGUCAUACAUAGAAUUGUGCUUACUGUAUUGGUCACUUUGAACCCUCUGUGAUAAUCCCCUACGGUAGGACUUUUUAAUAUUCAGCGGUGUUAACAUUGGUUUGUCAAUUGCUUAACUUUGAGUAAAGGAGGAGGUGACAUCCCUGCGCAUAAAACAGUUAAGACUAUCCAUAUAACAAGUUGGAAAAGAAUAAUUACUGGCCCCGCAAUUUAGGUUUGUAUAUUCUGUUUUAAUGGGGUAGCAGGUUUGUUCAGGAAAGUAUUGGGUUUAGCAGUACUGCUGCAUUUGGAUACAUAGUCUCUAAAUAAUGAAGGAUUUGUGAAAUUAAUCACAAAUUUCUGAAGUUUUCUUUUAUAUAUGUUGCAUAGUUUUAAUGUUCACAAAUAAUACAGCUGUUUAUACCAAUUUUGGGAAAAGGUAAGCGUUAACACAAUUUUCACUUGUUGUUGAUGCCCAUAUAGUCUCAUAAAUAUACUGUAUAAUUCGAGACACUGCUAAUCCUGGUACAACAUGUUUAGCAAACAAUGGUGUAUUUACAAAAGUGGCAUUGAUGGUUACAAUGUUUCCAUUUUACAGUUUUACUCUUAAAACAGAAUUGUCAAGAAGGUUCUUUAAAUGUUUUCCGGUACAUGUUGUAUAAUUUUCUUCAUCAAGUAAAAGUGGACUUUUGUGUAUUGAAGCUUGGCAAAGAGGUUCAACUAUGUGGUAGGGGAUGAAAAAGUCAUUCAGAACACCAAAGUGUUCAUUUUCCUAGAGUACAGCUUGAAGAUGGAGGAGGCUGUAGUCCUGCCUGAAAAGUGCAGGUGUCUUUCCCACAAAUGAAAUAUUUAACAGAUACUAGGGUAGAACACUAAUCUAAUUUAUGGCAUUUCGCUUGGUUUGGCAGCCCCUGUACACCUGCUGUGUCUUUUCCUUGUGUCACGGGCUGUUAAUAAACUUCAUUUUGAAGUGGUAACGUUCUUAAUUUUUUUUUUAUAUAAAGGAUUGAUAUAAAACAGUGCAAUACAAAAUAUCAAAAUUGUCAAUCAAGUGAAAUCAGAUUUGGUCAUUUUAAAAAGAAGUCAAUAAAGGAAAAAAAAAAAGUG